Messenger RNA from Penicillium roqueforti, 252 nucleotides. RefSeq names its product glutathione S-transferase psoE (gene psoE). The transcript has 2 exons. Bases 1 to 252 code for a protein of 83 amino acids. Lineage: Eukaryota; Fungi; Ascomycota; Eurotiomycetes; Eurotiales; Aspergillaceae. The record is from RefSeq and is a predicted model, not a curated record.
AUGAGUUUUGGGACAUUGUACACAUUUCCUGGCGACCAGUGCCGAACAAUAGCCAUCAAGGCCGUGGCUAAGGAUAAUGGUCUCGAUCUUGACAUUUGCGAGAUGCCCAGGACUCCCGGUCAUUUGAGUAUUAGCAAGUUCGGCAAAGUUCCUGCAUUUCAAGGCGCGGAUGGCUUCAAGCUAUUUGAAUGUAUGGCAAUUACCCUAUAUAGUCUGUUCAACCCAGACCCUGCUAAAGCUGUACAAAGCUGA